This is a messenger RNA of Mastomys coucha (southern multimammate mouse), 2496 nucleotides long. Its product is annotated as syncytin-B. The record is from RefSeq and is a predicted model, not a curated record. Lineage: Eukaryota; Metazoa; Chordata; Mammalia; Rodentia; Muridae. Gene Ontology annotation, biological process: syncytium formation by cell-cell fusion. The transcript is spliced from 3 exons. Bases 640 to 2496 code for a protein of 618 amino acids.
CGAGGCCCACCCAGGGCCUGCUUUAAAUCUGCUCAGAGGGGCCACUGAGCAAGAACUUGCCUGGCCUACAACUGCUGCUCAUUCCUGCUCCCACGAGAGCGAAGGGAGAAAAGGACACUGGCAAGAUGACAAGACACAGCAUCCCAAUCACAGGACUCAAGCUCCAGUGAAUUUUCAGAGAGUGACCACCUCGGGCAACUGACUGUGCCCGCUAGACGUGUCCUCACUCAAUCCAGGAACACUGGCCAUAGCUGGUUCUCUCCAGAAAAGCCCGUUGACCUUAGCCUCUUAGGACUCGAGCACAACUGGCCAGUCACUACCUUCUCGCUAGCACCUCAUUCCCAUUUCUGGAUGCGUGGACUGCUUCACAUCUAACCAGCCACAUUCUGCCUUCGUUUGGCUCAUAGACACCUUCAUACUCAUGCUGAGUCUUCUCCAAAGGGGUCUUCCCAGGUCACUGUGACUACCCCAGCAGUACCAAAGGUCUGACUCCUCACCUCAUAACCUUGGAGCCUGCAGCAACCCUAUCUUUUUACCAGCCACCUUUGAAUACCUCGACUGGACAGAUUUUAGGACUCAAGAAUCCACGGGACCAACGUCUCCGCACUGCACACUACUGCUGGCCACUCCCAAAGGACCAUGAGACGCCUUUGGGUCCUCUGUUUUGUCCUUUUCCCCUCCUCCUUGUCCUAUCCUGAAAGCUGGGUGCCCCUUAUAAACCUCACUCACCACAUCCUACGUGAUGCCAACUCUUCCCUGUUUUCGGACUGCUGGGUCUGCUUGUCUACCCAAACCCAACGGUCCCUAGCAGUCCCAGCCCCUCUGUCCAUUUGGACAGACACACCCAUGAAGCUUCACCUUACCUACUCAGUCAAGCCCUUCCCUGGCUCCUUUCCCAUUAGCGACAUCGAAAGACGCCUCCGUCUCUUCCACCCACUGACUGCCUCCUAUUCUUUCCACAAUCCUGACAGAAGGGCGAUUGCUUUUCUUCAACUCGUCAGCUCAACAGGCAUAUUUCGGAUCAUCACCCGGAUAACCUCUGUGAUAUAUCCCGAUAAGGAUCGUUUCUUCGAAUCUGCCCAACGCCCUCUCUGGGGACCACUCUUUACUGAGACCAUCCUCAGGUCGCAGGCCCCACUCUGCAUAUCCCGCUUCUUCAAGGUCUCAGCGUAUGCCACUUUUGUAGGCAACCUCUCUGCCUCUCUCUGCAACUACACCCUUCGUAUUUCACCUUCUACCAGUCAUGAAAACCUAGAUCUUUCUACCACCCAUCCAUUCAAACAGGCAAUGAGAAGACCCGAUGCCAAAUGGAAAAACCCGCUCCGUUUUUCCGGGCCCCCGUCCCUAACUUUCUCGAAGCCGUCUUACUAUCCCUGCCCAACAGACAUCAAACACUGCCAUACCUCUCCGGCCACUCCCUGGAUGCGCUGUCCUCAGGCUCCAUCCGGCACCUGCUAUAACCUUUCCUUAUUCGAAUCAGACAACUCAACCCACCCCGUUACCAUGUCAGUGGACCCUACUCACUUCAAGGUCAAACUCCAGGGGCACAGAGACCCCUAUCCGCUCUUCCAUUACCAGCCCCUCACAGGAGCAGCCCUGUCUGGACAAUAUUCAGUCUGGGAGAAUGAGAUCACUAUCCAAGAAAACUGGGACGUCACCUCCAACAUCUUCUCACACCUUCUCAGCUUCUCGUAUGCCUUCUGCCUCAACUCUUCAGGAGUUUUCUUCCUCUGCGGAACAUCGACUUACGUCUGCCUCCCAGCCAACUGGUCCGGUAUCUGUACCCUUGUCUUCCAAUACCCGGAUAUUGAACUCCUUCCCAAUAACCAAACGGUGCCUGUCCCCCUAUUUGCUUCAGUUCUUUCCUCGGCCUCAGCUCUUCGCCUAAAGAGGUCCCCUCACCUCCUCCCCUUUCUUGCAGGCCUGGGUAUCUCUUCUGCCCUUGGUACGGGUAUAGCUGGCUUGGCCACCUCAACUCUCUAUUUCCAACGGCUUUCUAAGGCUCUGUCAGAAACCUUGGAAGAAAUAGCUGCAUCUAUCACUACCCUCCAGAACCAAAUUGACUCACUUGCCGGUGUUGUUCUACAAAACCGCCGAGCUCUGGAUCUCAUCACCGCAGAGAAAGGGGGCACCUGUCUCUUCCUCCAGGAGGAGUGCUGCUUCUAUGUAAACCAGUCUGGAAUAGUCCGGGACGCAGCAAGGAAACUCCGAGAACGAGCGUCUGAACUCAGACAGCAUUCUGACUCUUGGGGACAGUGGCCUGACCCUGGAAGCUGGCUGCCCUGGCUGACUCCCUUUCUGGGACCUCUUCUCUUCAUUUUCUUCCUACUGACAUUUGGGUCUUGUCUUCUCAACUGCCUAACCCGUUUUGUGUCCCAGAGACUUGGCUCCUUUGUCCAGGACACUGCCAAAAGGCAUGUGGACAGCAUCCUCCAAAAUUGCCAAUAUAAAAAACUGCCCCAAGACUCCCCAGAUGAGGACACCAUUCCUACAUAG